This is a messenger RNA of Myodes glareolus (Bank vole), 2680 nucleotides long. RefSeq names its product ATPase H+ transporting accessory protein 2 (gene Atp6ap2). Gene Ontology annotation, molecular function: signaling receptor activity. Gene Ontology annotation, cellular component: external side of plasma membrane; membrane. Lineage: Eukaryota; Metazoa; Chordata; Mammalia; Rodentia; Cricetidae. Gene Ontology annotation, biological process: positive regulation of Wnt signaling pathway. The record is from RefSeq and is a predicted model, not a curated record.
GGAAUCGCAACCUUCGGGAGCGCGUCACUCGGUCGGGCUGCGGUGCUCCCUCGAGUCCUAGCGUCCCUUUUCGUGUAGCCCAUCUCCGCUGCAGCCGCGGUGGCAUGAUGGCUGUGUUCGUCGUCGCUCUCCUGUCCUUGCUGGUGACGGGUGCUUUAGGGAAUGAAUUUAGCAUAUUAAGGUCGCCAGGGUCUGUUGUUUUCCGAAAUGGAAAUUGGCCCAUACCAGGAGAUCGAAUCCCAGACGUGGCUGCAUUGUCCAUGGGCUUCUCUGUGAAAGAAGACUUAUCUUGGCCAGGGCUUGCAGUGGGUAACCUAUUCCAUCGGCCACGGGCUACCAUUAUGGUGAUGGUGAAGGGAGUGGACAAACUGGCUCUCCCUGCGGGCAGUGUCAUCUCCUACCCUUUGGAGAAUGCAGUUCCUUUCAGUCUUGACAGUGUUGCGAAUUCCAUUCACUCCUUAUUUUCUGAAGAAACUCCUGUAGUUUUGCAGUUGGCACCCAGUGAGGAAAGAGUAUAUAUGGUGGGGAAAGCAAACUCCGUUUUUGAAGACCUUUCAGUCACAUUACGGCAACUACGUAAUCGUCUGUUUCAAGAAAACUCCGUUCUCAACUCUCUUCCCCUCAAUUCUCUGAGUAGGAAUAAUGAAGCUGACCUGCUCUUCCUUUCGGAGCUGCAAGUGCUACAUGAUAUUUCGAGCUUGUUGUCUCGUCAUAAGCAUCUAGCCAAGGAUCAUUCUCCCGACUUGUAUUCAUUGGAGCUGGCGGGAUUGGAUGAACUUGGGAAGCGCUAUGGGGAAGACUCUGAACAGUUCAGGGAUGCUUCUAGGAUCCUUGUGGAUGCUCUCCAAAAGUUUGCAGAUGACAUGUACAGUCUCUAUGGUGGGAACGCAGUGGUAGAGUUAGUGACUGUCAAAUCAUUUGACACAUCCCUUGUGAGGAAGUCAAGGACCAUCCUUGAGGCAAAACAAGAGACCUCCCCAAGUCCCUAUAACCUUGCAUAUAAGUAUAAUUUGGAGUAUUCAGUGGUUUUCAACUUGGUACUGUGGAUUAUGAUCGGCUUGGCCUUGGCUGUGAUCAUCACCUCUUACAACAUUUGGAAUAUGGAUCCUGGAUAUGAUAGCAUCAUUUACAGGAUGACUAACCAGAAGAUUCGGAUGGAUUGAGUUUUCCUUAUGCUGCACUUAGACAACAGGUUUUGGGAAUUGGCUGUUCUGUUUUUUUUUUUUUUUAUUAUUUUUCAAACCACAUAAUGAGAUUUUUAUUUUAAAUUGAGUUUAAAUUGACAUUUUCUUAGUUUAACUUCUAAUAUAAUUAAUACUGAUAGUCUUAGACAGUAAAACCAAAGCUCUUUCAAGUCAUUCUUAACCCUCAGAGAGUAAAAGACUCAAAUGUUGAACUAGAGAUGGCUCAACAUUCACCGUCUGAUUCUACAGUUUCUGAGAACUAGGUACAGAACACAGCACAGACUUGAGCAUCGCCUUAGAAUGGUGGAACUGUGGUCUGAAUCUGUUCUUCUCUAGCAUCAUACAAAGCAGAAUUAUACAGACAUCAUAUCACCUGGAAUCUUAACUACUAAAACAGGAAAAUUGGGCCCUAAGUUUUGUCUUGAAAGCACCUUUACAAGAUAACUUUUAUUGUCUCUAGGAAUCAAUACACGGUUAUAAGAACCUAUUCAUUAAAUAAAAUUAAAAGCUUUGUUACCUUUUACCAAAUAUCGAGACUUUUCUUUCAGAUGCAGGUUUGUUUGUGCUUGGCUUUUCUUUUCUUUUUUUUUUAUUAAAAUAUAAAAGUUUCCAUUUUUGCCCCUCCUCCCAACACCCUCCCACUCCCGGCUGUUCUGUUAAAGCAUAUCUUUUAGUAUGGAUUAAAGUAGAUGGUAUACCUUAAAUUUAUUUUAAAGAAAACAUAGAUUUUGUUCUCUAUUUUGUGUGUGCCUGUUGUUUCCUUAGAGUGGUUUAUAGUGUUAACACAAAUGAAUUGUGAUGUAGAUUCCAUAAGAUGUUCAAAUAUUGUUAUUAUAGCCAUGUAAUAACGUAAUUUCAUUCCAUUUAAUACAUUUGGAAAUAUGCACUGAAGGAAAUGUAAACCACUUAGAGUAGUUGUGUUAUUCGUGUUGGAGAAUGCACUGGGUUUCUUAGAAGCUUUCAAAUGCUUGAGUUCCUUGCACAGGACAGAUAAAUCCUAGUUCAGCUGUUAUUCACUAUGAACUAUUUGUAAAUGUCUUAAUCUGAUGUAAAUAUCUCUGAGACAGGAGGGAAGGUUUUAACUAAGAGUAGCCCAAAAAUACUGGAUAUGCUUAUACAAUCGCUUAGUUUUGAAAGUGUGUGUGUGUGUGAUUGGCAGAGUAGCUGUUUUUAAUCUCUUCUGCAAGUUUGGUGAUCUGUGUGGUUUAGUAGAGAUAUUAAAAAUAUUAAAAAUAUUGUGUUGAUUUCAGAAGAGAAUAGCUUUAUGGAGUAUAGAUGCUUGUAAUUAGAUAUACAAAAACAUCUGUGGGGGAUAUCUUGAAGCAUGAAUAUAAAAUAUUUUUAUUUCCUUAACUUUUCCCCCUGUGAAGUUACUCUGAUUUGUGUGUGAUACAGCUUUGUUGUAUAGAAUAUUAGGUGGAAGUGGAUGAUUACCACUGUUCAUGUGGAAACGGACCAAUAUAUAGAGUGACAAAUAAACUUAAUGAUUCAAAAUC